Ostreococcus lucimarinus CCE9901 is the source of this 1331-nucleotide messenger RNA. RefSeq lists its product with no specific name. NCBI's taxonomy places the organism in Eukaryota, Viridiplantae, Chlorophyta, Mamiellophyceae, Mamiellales, Bathycoccaceae. The coding region runs from base 102 to 1247 and encodes 381 amino acids. Gene Ontology annotation, biological process: carbohydrate metabolic process. Gene Ontology annotation, molecular function: phosphoribulokinase activity; ATP binding. The transcript is spliced from 2 exons. The record is from RefSeq and is a predicted model, not a curated record. Gene Ontology annotation, cellular component: cytoplasm.
CGCACGCACGCGCCGAACGUCUAAACAAAAACUCGCACGCGUUCUUCUCGAAGAACCGUCCUCGACCUCAGUCGCGCACGCACAAAACCUCUCCAAACACGAUGGCUUCCGCGCUCGGAUUCGCGACCGCGGUGCGCGCGCGCCCCGUCGCCGCGCAAAAGCGCGCGACGGCGCCGAAGGCGCGCAGCGCGCGCGUCGUCACGCAGGCGAAACGCGAUGGUCCGGUUAUCAUCGGUUUGGCCGCGGACUCCGGAUGCGGCAAGUCGACGUUCAUGCGACGCAUGACGUCGCUGUUCGGCGGCAAGGCGACGCCGCCCGAGGGUGGGAACCCGGACUCGAACACGCUGAUUUCGGACACGACGACGGUGCUUUGCUUGGAUGAUUACCACUUGAACGACAGGCAAGGACGCAAGGAUAGCGGUUUGACGGCGUUGAACCUCAAGGAGCAAAACUUUGACUUGAUGUACGAACAAGUUAAGGCGCUCAAGGAAGGCAAGUCCGUGGAUAAGCCGAUCUACAACCACGUCACCGGUGUCUUCGACCCGGCGGAGAAGAUCGAGUCCCCGGAGGUUCUCAUCCUCGAAGGUCUUCACCCGUUCGCGGACACCCGCGUGCGCGACAUGUUCGACUUCAAGAUCUACUUGGACAUCUCCGACGAAGUGAAGUUCGCGUGGAAGAUCCAACGCGACAUGGCGGAGCGUGGUCACUCCCUUGAGUCCAUCAAGGCGUCCAUCGAAGCGCGCAAGCCGGAUUUCGACGCCUUCGUCGACCCGCAAAAGGAGUUCUCCGAUGUCAUCAUCCAAGUGCUCCCGACCCAGCUCAUCCCGGAUGACAACGAGGGUAAGAUCUUGCGCGUGCGCAUGAUCAUGAAGGAAGGCCUCGAAAACUUCGACGCUCCGUUCUUGUUCGACGAAGGUUCCACCAUCUCUUGGAUCCCGUGCGGCCGUAAGUUGACGUGCUCCUACCCGGGCAUCAAGUUCUUCUACGGUCCGGACACCUUCUACGGCAAGGAAGUCACCGUGCUCGAAAUGGACGGUCAAUUCGACAAGCUCGAAGAGCUCAUCUACGUCGAAUCCCACUUGUCGAACACCUCCACGAAGUUCUACGGCGAGAUCACGCAACAAAUGCUCAAGUACCAAAACGGCCCGGGCUCCAACAACGGUACCGGUUUCUUCCAGACCAUCGUUGGCCUCAAGGUGCGUGAAGUGUACGAGCGCAUCGCGGAGAAGGAGGUUGUCGUUAAGUAAGCUUAGAUUCAACUCCCGAUUUAGGACGCCGACGCGUCGCUCGUUCUAGCACGAGCGACGAAGAAGCCUGCAAUAUUAACGCGA